Fomitiporia mediterranea MF3/22 is the source of this 834-nucleotide messenger RNA. RefSeq lists its product as uncharacterized. Gene Ontology annotation, biological process: protein acetylation. The transcript has 7 exons. Gene Ontology annotation, molecular function: N-acetyltransferase activity. Lineage: Eukaryota; Fungi; Basidiomycota; Agaricomycetes; Hymenochaetales; Hymenochaetaceae. Bases 1 to 834 code for a protein of 277 amino acids. The record is from RefSeq and is a predicted model, not a curated record.
AUGUCUGCAGCCGCUUUCUACAUUCGCUAUGCUAAGGAAGAUGACAUUGAUACACUACUAGGACUUAUCAAAGAGCUUGCUACAUUCGAAAAAGCAGAAGAGUCUGCAAAGGCUACUCCUGAAUUAUUAAAGCAAACCCUCUUCACAACGCCCUACGCACACGCACUUCUCGCCAUCUCGCCCUCGGGACAAGCAGUCGCGUACGCAACGUACUCAUUCACGUUCUCGACCUGGGCUGGGAAACCAGUUAUACAUCUCGGUGACUUGUACGUGAGAGGAAUACCGAUCAAACGGACUUGGGAAGGCUUUGUUUGGAGAGCUUGCAAGGAUCGCGCAGGAAAAGGUUUGUCGUUGCAUCGCGUGAGUCUUAGACCUGGGAACCCACUAACAUCUGUCACUGCGCAGAAUCGUGCUCGCAUGGACUGGAUAGCAUUGCAAUGGAACACAGUUGCUAUUAAAUUCUACCAAAAAGGAAUUGGCGCACAGGUAUUGAAGGAUAUGAUCUGCUUGAAAGUGGACGAAGAGGGAACUGAGAAGCUGGCUAAGUCUGAGCCGAAACAAUAUGGUGCAUUUUUGGUCUAUAUUUGUGGUUGCAUGAAAUGGUGUAUGGAAUUAGGUGGUUAUUUUGUACGGUCUAGGCAGUGGUUCCUUUGGCAUGGAUCUGGUCCUGCAACAGAGCGCGAACGCGUGCUCCAAGACAUAACGAAGCGUUGCAUCGGUCCGGAGGUUCAAAAGCCUCGGCGCCCACCAAAGAAGUAUAAGACGACUCCCAGGUACCAAAGUGUACUAGACGUCGUCCUCGGAUAUGAAUUCGUCGUGUAUCUCCUGUUGUAG